UCCCCGUCGCCCGUCCUGCUGGUAUUUCAAGAGCGCCCAUGUCACCCAUGUCCCCUUCCUUCCCCAGCUCUUCUGCCUCUCCGUCUCCCUCCUUUGGAAGCCGCAACCCCAUCUAAAAAACGCCGCAAAAAGCAACCAAGAGACGCAACGCGGACCCCAUUUCGCCUUCGGCGUCCCCAUCUUCCUUCCCCCCUCCCCCCUCCGAGACUCCAGGGACGGCGGGAUGAGGCCAGCGGCGGCGGCGGAGGCGGACGCGCACCAGUCGCGGCUGCUCUACGAGCUCUGCGCGCUCCUGCUGACCGUUCUCCGGGCGUCGCCGGAGGACGGCGGGGUCGCGGCGGCGCGCCCGCUGCUGCCGCGGCAGGUGACGCCCGCCGGGGUGGCGUCCAUGCUGCUGGGCGCGUCCAUGGCGCUCAUGCUCUGCGGCUCGGUCACCUUCAUGCUGGGAUUCUUCCUCAUGCCCUGGGUCGUCGGGCUCGGCUGCCUCUUCCUCUUCGUCGGCUUCGUCACCAACCUCUCCGGGAUCUGGAGGGCCAUCCUCCUCUGGCCCGCCGCCGCGUGCUCCGCCUCGCCCAAGGAGGCGUCGUCCUCCCCAUGGCAAAUAUUUUCCAGGCCUCCUUUCAUACCGAUGUGAAGGCAAAUACAAAGGCUCCCACGGAGGUGUAUAGAAUCAGGGGAGUUUGAGCAGACUGUUGCCGCGGCCAACCUAUAUUUUCCUUCCUGGUGAACUUUUUUACCCCAUGUAACGCCGCAACAAGUUUGAAAUGGUUUUAUACUGUGACUAGGAGGAUACUUGUUUGUACAUACGGAAAGAAUGCUCUGGUCUAAUCAUCACGUGGAGCUUAGCUUAAUAUAAUUGUUUCAGAAACACUAUUCCUUCGUGGAACACCAAGAAGUUCAAUAUAUUUUCUUUUUAUGUUA
Molecule: messenger RNA, 921 nt
Organism: Panicum virgatum (switchgrass)
Lineage: Eukaryota; Viridiplantae; Streptophyta; Magnoliopsida; Poales; Poaceae
Exons: 2
Coding region: 224-634 (136 amino acids)
Source: RefSeq, a predicted model, not a curated record